Cyprinodon variegatus (sheepshead minnow) is the source of this 4557-nucleotide messenger RNA. RefSeq lists its product as uncharacterized. Gene Ontology annotation, molecular function: protein binding. Lineage: Eukaryota; Metazoa; Chordata; Actinopteri; Cyprinodontiformes; Cyprinodontidae. The coding region runs from base 1 to 4557 and encodes 1518 amino acids. The transcript has 3 exons. The record is from RefSeq and is a predicted model, not a curated record.
AUGGAGACCAACGAACCCAGCAGCAGUUUCUCUUAUUUCUACAACACUGACCUUGUUUGUUCUCUUCCAGGAAUCACACUGUGGGACGGGGAUGAUCUGAAGAGACACAUACGAGAAAGACCACAGAGAUUUAACACCUUUGCAAUUGAUGCAUCUGAUUUAACUGAAAGCCAAUUUUCAGCACUGGAUGUUAACGGAUCACUAAAAGCAAGUGUCCUGUCAGGUCUGGUAAAGGCUGAAGGUUCUGCCAAAUACCUAGAUCAUGAAAAGACAAACAACAAUCAAUGCAGGUUAACCCUGGUCUAUAAGGUUACAACCAAAAUUCAGGAGCUGUCGAUGGAACAUCUUGGACAAAACAACAUUAGGCAUAAAGACCAAUCUGAUAAGACCUUAGCAACACAUGUAGUCACAGCUAUUCUUUACGGAGCCCAGGCAUUCUUUGUAUUUGAAAGGGAGGUUUCUGAAAAUGAAAGUCUUCAAGAUAUUCAGGGAGAAGGAAAGGCAAAACUGUUUGGUUUUAAAUAUGCAGCUUCAUGGAAAAGUGCAAAUAAAGCUAUGAGAAGUGCUGAGAACUUUGCCUGCAGCUUCUAUGGAGACUUCAAACUUGAGAAAACACCCAGAACUUUCCAGGAUGCCAUGCAAGUUUAUCACAGUCUGCCAAGCCUUCUGGGACCCAAUGGAGAGAACGCUGUACCAUUGAAAGUCUGGUUAUUGCCUCUGAGCAGUUUAAAUGUUUCUGCUCAAAUCUUCCGUCCAGUCAGUGGAUGGUUCCUUCAGUUGAUCAACGAUGUAAUGGUUGAUUUCAAUCAGCUGGAUAUGAGAGGUAGAGCAAAGGAAGCAGAGCUAGCAGAGACCUUGAAGGGCAGGACUUCAUUUGUCUUCACGAUUAACAAGUUGAUUGAUUUUAAAGAGCAAGAAAUCUCUGUGCUCAAACUUUUUAAAAAUACAGGAAAAAACAUCAAGUCUCUUCGAUCGAAGAGUGACUUGUGGCAGGAAACUGGAAGCAGUGCGAGUGAAUCCAUUAAAUAUCAUGUCUGCUUUAUCUUCACCUCACUGGGAGACAUCCAAGCUUUAUCGCAUUACUUAAAGACAAACCAAGCAGAAAAUCCAGGUAUCUGUGAAAUAACCAAGGAACCAUGGUUCUCCUCACCAGAAGCAGCAAAGACUAUGUGGACAAAGGCAAAACUCUUCAGGGAUUUUGCAGAAGCCAGCAAGAACAACCAGCAGACAAAGUUCCUUACGGUUGGCUUAAGAGAUGAUAAGCAUGAAGGUUCAACCAUCUACCUCUAUGAGGAUAGUGUUCUUGUCAAUGAGAACUUUAAGCCUCCUUCAGAGCCUGAAACUGUGACAGCAGCUGACGUUACCCACAACAGUGUGACUCUGAAGGUUUCUCCUCCCAGUUCUGGAGCAGAGAGCAUCACCUCCUACUCUGUGGAGGUCUGUGUCCACGGAGAAGAUGGAUGGAAGCAGAUUACUGGAGCAAAAGAAGGAGAAUCUCUGGUUGAAGACCUGAAACCAAACACAGAAUACGUGUUCAGAUGCAGGGCUAAUAUCCCAGCCGGUGUUGGACCGGCCUUUGAAGUCAGGGACAGAAUCAGAACUUUACCCUGCAGCCCUCCUGGAGAACUUCAUGUAGAACCAAACUUAUUUGAUGCUUCAGUUACCUGGAAGAAACCAUCUGAGAUAGGACAGAAUGUUCAGAUUUUAAACUACAUCUUGGAGUAUGCAGAGAUGAGAGAUACCAGUCCAGUCCAGUGGAACCAGUUAAUGCCAAAAACCCAAACAGAGACAAUCUUAGAUCUUCAGUCUGACACACAAUAUGCCAUCCGGGUCUGUUGUGAUUGUGGAGAAGAUGGAAGAAGCAGAGAAAGUGAAACUGUUGUCUGCAGAACAUUACAACCAUAUCAACUGCAACUGCAGGAUAUUCUGCAGGAUUUUCCAGACCUGGAAGCCAGGUGGGAAAAAGCCCAGAAGUCCAUCCAAGCUCAGAGGUUCCAGGAGAUUCAAGAAAAACUGAGAACUUUCAAAAACCUCCACACAGUGUAUAAGCAGGUGAUCCUAAACAAGUUGAAAGAGGAAGUUCCAUCGGUACUGGACAAGAAGGGAAACCUGCAGGUUAUUAUGAAUAGGAGGGAAAUGAGAAAUUUGACUCCCUUCAGCAAGAACAACCUGAACAGGUGGAUGCUUUGGAAGGAGAAGGAGAUCAAUGUUCUGGAAGCUCUGACCAACAUGAUGCCAAACAUUGAGAUUAUCUCCUCACAGAAUCUGUUCAAUGAGAUUAUUAACACUGCAGGUCAGGUUCUGUGUUUUGUCUUCACCUCACUGGGGACUGAUGACCCAUUACUCUCAGCUUUAUCAGCCUACCUGGGAGGAACUCAACCAGAGGAUCUUCAUGAUGUAGACAAGGAGCCAUGGUUCGCCUCAAAGAAGGUUCUGUGCAAAAUCAGACUUAAAGCACAACUAUUCAGGGAUUUUGCAGAAGCUAACAAGGAAAACCAACAGAUUAAGUUCCUGGCAUUGAGUUUAACAGUCGAAAGCAGUGAAGGUUCAACCAUCUACCUCUAUGAGGAUACCGUUCUUGUCAAUGAGAACUUUGAGCCUCCUUCAAAGCCUGAAACUGUGACGGCAGCUGACGUUACCCACAACAGUGUGACUCUGAAGGUUUCUCCUCCCAGGUCUGGAGCAGAGAGCAUCACCUCAUACUCUGUGGAGGUCUGUGUCCAUGGAGAAGAUGGAUGGAAGCAGAUGGCUGCACCAAAAGACGGAGAAAUAAUAAUUGAAGUCUUAGAACCAAAAACAGAGUAUGUCUUCAGAUGCAGAGCAGUGACCUCAGCUGGUGUUGGACCGGCCUAUGAAGUCAGGAACCCAAUCAGAACUUUACCCUGCAGCCCUCCCCAAGAACUUCACGUACAACCAAACUUACUUGAUGCUUCAGUUACCUGGAAGAAACCAUCUGAGAUAGGACCAGAUAUUCAGAUUUUACACUACAUCUUGGAGUAUGCAGAGAUGGGAGAUACCAGUCCAGUCCAGUGGAACAGGUUAAUGCCUAAAACCCAAAGAGUGACCAUCUCAGAUCUUCAGUCUGACACACAAUAUGCCAUCAGGGUCAGUUGUGAUUGUGGAGAAGCUGGAAUGAGCAGAGAAAGCAUCACUGCUCAUUUUUCUACAACAAGAUCUGCAGAACAGCUGAGACGCAGGAGCCAACUGAUCAGCCCUGGAACUCCCUCUGUUUUCAAACUUCCUCUUAUAGAAGAACACAUCAACAUCAAUGGCUGCAGGAAGUUUGCAUGUGGAGAAGCCAAUGAGAAGCAGAAUCGGACCAUAGUUCUUCUAGGACUGUCCAGAUAUGGAGCGUCAAACUUCAUCAAUGGAAUGAUCAACUACAUAGUUGGUGUGGAGUGGGAGGACAGCUUCAGGUUUAAGCUGGUUGAGGAGGAGUGUGUGACCUCUGAGGUCACUGUGUACCAAAUCUUCCACCAGGAAGGAUUCAGAACCGAUUACUCUCUGACUGUCAUUGAUACCCCUAAGGAGCUUUCUUUUGAGUAUGAUUUUAAAAGAAGUGCAGAAAUACGAAGUGACAGACGGAUCUCUGAGCUUCUGGGUCGUCUCUUCUGUUGUCCAGAAGGUGUGAGUGAAGCUGCUGCUGUGUGUCUAACAGUAGGAGCUGAUUCUGAUGAACUAACACCAGAACAAAGACACAGAACGGACUCCCUUUUAUCUGUCUUUGGCAAAGACAUGUUAGAAAACAUCAGGGUUCUGGUUACAGGUGCAGAUGGUCAGUUGCCUCCAGUUCUGGAGUCUAUCAUAGCUUCAGGUGUCCCAUGUCCUAAAAAUAAAGACGGGCUGCCGAUCCACUUCAAGUUCAAUGAGUCGGCUCUGUUUGCAGACAACAACGCUGCUGCUGAAGGAAACCAGUGGGCAGAGGACCCAGAGGAAGCUGAAAGCUUUGACCAGAUAUUCUGGAACAUGAACACAAAAAGCAUGAAGAGAUUCUUUGAUGAUCUGAAAGUAAUGAAGAGCAAAGACUUGUUUCCAGUGAAGGAGAUAAUCAGAGAAAGAACAGAGCUGGAAGAGCAAGUGGAAAACCUCCAGGAGCGGAUUAAAGGCAGAAUAGGAGAGCUGGUGGGGACCAGAGCUUCUAAAAUGCAAUCAGUUGGUAACAUCUUUGUGAAUUGUCAGCAGUGUCACAUGACCUGUCAAACGUCAAGGUGGGCAAUAUUGGCUGAAAACGGAUUCUGCACCGAGUGUCCUGGCAGAUGUUACCGCAGUGUCCAUUUCAUCCAGGACUACAGAUGGCGCUACGAGAAGGCAGAAGACAUCCACAUAUCAAUAAUCUCCCGGGACGUCUUCGAUGAGGUGAUCCAAUGGAUGAAGACGUCUUCAGAGUGUUUAAACAAAUUGAAGGAAAUCUCCCUGAAGCCAGAUCUGCUCUCAGUGAGAGAGUAUGUGAAUCUGAUUAUUGAAGGAGAGAGAAAAGAGGCCGAACCAGGCUGGAGGAGACGGGUUAGAGUACUGAUUUUGCUCAAACACCAUAUUGAUAGCUGUGCAAUUUCCUGA